Molecule: messenger RNA, 1744 nt
Organism: Linderina pennispora
Lineage: Eukaryota; Fungi; Kickxellomycota; Kickxellomycetes; Kickxellales; Kickxellaceae
Product: Ureohydrolase
Exons: 1
Coding region: 347-1330 (327 amino acids)
Cellular component (GO): cytosol; cytoplasm; nucleus
Molecular function (GO): manganese ion binding; arginase activity
Source: RefSeq, a predicted model, not a curated record
GCAAAACACAGCAGCGCAGCAUCUCUCUUCAUAUUUCUUUUGAAACGGUAAGUCUGUCGUCAGUUCCUUCCCCCCUCUGCCGAGCAUCUUCCCCGCCAACCAGGUCGCAACGUAUCGGUCCAUUUAUUUUUCUGGUCGCAACUUCCGACAAGCCGGCACGGUCUUCUGUCCCCAACAAAAGCGUUAUUGAGUCCUGCCUAAACAAACACUAGCAGCCGUCUACUACAAGAAGCCCAAUACUUAAAAACCGUCUCUCCCUCCCAGCUAGACAUCCGGUAUCCAAGAAACUCAAGCACACCUCUUUCUUUCUCUGAACUCUACCCAUCCACUGAAUUCUUCACAUAUAAUGGCUCCUGUCGACUACAACACCACUGAUGCCAGCCUGAUGGCUGCGCGCACCAAGUUCCUCAAGAACCCCAAGACCGUGGGCAUCACAUGCGUGCCGUUCAGCGGCGGGCAGCCCAAGGGCGGCGUCGACGACGGACCUGUCGAAAUGAUGCGCUUUGGCGUUCUCGACCAGAUCCAGGACAUGGGCUACAACAUCGAGCUCAGCGAUGGCAUGGACAAGUACCAGACCAUGAAGCCGGCCGAUGAUCCGCCUAUCGGCAAGAUGAAGAACCCACGCUAUGUGUCGAUGGCUGCACGCCGCGUCGCCGAGCAGGUGCGCGCCCAGUGCGAGAAGGGCAACAUUGCUGUGACUCUGGGCGGCGACCACUCGAUCGGCAUGGGCACCCUGGUGGGCAGCUCGUCGGUGUAUGGCGAUGAUCUGUGCGUGAUCUGGGUCGAUGCGCACGCGGACAUCAACACACCUGACACGACGGAGUCUGGCAACCUGCAUGGCUGCCCGCUGUCAUUUGUCCUCGGCAUCUGCGAUGCUGAGAGUCCGUUUGACUGGAUCAAGCCGUGCAUCCGUAAGGACCGCCUCGUCUACAUUGGCCUGCGCGACGUCGAUGCUACUGAGAAGGCAAUUCUGCGCAAGCACAACAUCAAGGCCUUCAGCAUGCACGAUGUCGACCGUCACGGUAUCGGCAAGGUCGUCGAGAUGGCGCUGGACCACGUCAACAAGGACCGGACGCUGCCGGUACACAUGAGCUUCGACGUCGAUGCCCUCGACCCGUCGGUUGCGCCUGCUACGGGAACCCCCGUGCGCGGCGGCCUGACCUUCCGUGAGGGCCAUUAUAUCUGCGAAGCUGUCGCCGAGACCGGAUGCCUGGUGUCCCUUGAUCUUGUCGAGGUCAACCCUGCGCUGGGCGACCCCGAGUCCCUGCGCCAGACGGUGGCCGUUGGCUGCUCGCUCGUUCGGUGUUCGCUUGGUGAAUCGCUUCUCUGAGUUGGCAAAUUUUUCUCCGCUCCUCCUAAACCCCCAAGUGCAUUAAACGUAAUAUACUCCUACCUCUCCUAUCUGCGCCUAGCGCAUGUGAAUGGCACUGCUGGACUGGCAUAAAUUGCCCAGGUCACCUGCGGCAAGCACACUGCUUUUUUGACGCCUGCAGAGCGACAGAUCAUGCUGGGCCUAUGUCAGAGGUGCAGUUGUCACGAGAAGUAAAAUGUGUCUAGGCGCUCAUGCUUCUCAGGUUGUUUUGUGCCGCUGGCUUGUGCAUUCCCCGAGCCAUUUGGCGUUACGUGGCUUUCAUGUACUGUUGGCGCACCCGUUUCAAAAUGGCUGACAUGUUGCUCGCUGAGAUGCUCUUGAAGGGCUAGUAUUACUGUGAUCACCCAGAAGUAAUUAGUGCUUUAAUGCAAC